AUGUCGUCAGUGCUGGAGGCCGCCACACGUCCUCCUCGCGCCCGGCCCGAGCUCGGUCGUGUCACGUCAGUAUCGGCGGGUCAUCCUACUGUGUCUCCGUCCUCUCCGGACCUUCAACCCUGUCCAUCGAUCGUCCCAGUUCCUGGUGGUCGGUGGCCCGUGACGGCGCCUCGGAGACAGUCUUAUUUAACUCUCUCUCGUGUGACCGAGUCUGUAUGUGAUCAAGUUAUUAACGCACUAGAGGGCUGUCGUUUGAUCGGACGCGAUCAGGCGAGCGAGUGCGGCGGAGCGCGAGCGGCCCCCGGUCCAUGGGGGGGGGCUUGUGACGUCACGAGUGGCGCGCCCGGGAACACACGCGGCCGGGCGCGCUCCGACUGA
Messenger RNA from Danaus chrysippus (African queen), 378 nucleotides. Lineage: Eukaryota; Metazoa; Arthropoda; Insecta; Lepidoptera; Nymphalidae. The record is from the annotation of a GenBank genome assembly.